GAUUUUUGGAGGACUAACCAAGAGAAAUUGGAUCGCUGCUUUGCAAAGACUUUGGCUGAUGAGGAGAGAGAAGCCAAAUAGAAGGAAGAAGAAGAGAAGACUAGGAGAAUUAAAGAGGAAGAGGAUAAAAAAGACGAGUGGAGGAAGGAACGAGAGCGCCCUGAGGCAGAAAUGAGUGCUCGAUUGGAUAAGCGUAUGGAGGAGAAGAACGAUGCAAUGAAGAAGACGGGAGAUGAGGUCACUGUAUCGGAAGAAAUGGAGAAGAUACGUAAGGAGAAUGACCGUUUGGGGAGACUACUAUUAAAGGAGGAUGUGGUUAACGAGGGUAGUAAGGUUGCUACGCUUCAUAAGGAAAUCAUGGAGCUUAAGCAGCAGGUGAUUGUGAAGAAAGUCGCAGAGGAUGACAUAUUCUCUAUGAAACAGGAGAUCGACCAGUUGAGAUCUUCUGCUUUGGCCAAAGGUAACUUUGAAUCGAAGCUUGAUGGCUUAUGUACUGAAGUUAGCAGGUUGAAGAUACAGGGGAUGAAAGAUAGGGAGGAAGUUGAGGCGUGGAAGGGGGAAGCUUUGCGACCAGGCAAACAAGAGUGGCAGCGUCGUAAUCGGCACUCCCGAUGGACUGCCACGUGGAUCUUCGCAGCCAUCAUCAGAGAAGUAGACAAAUGGAAACAGGAGUAUGUCAAGAUGAAAGAGAUGCAUCGUGCGGCAAGUCGGGAGACCGAAGUGCUUAAAGGGAAGCAGGUUGUUGCCGAAGGAGAGGUGAUUAAGCUCAAGGAGCAGCUCAGCAAAGUACCUGCUGAGGAAUCUGACACACAACGCUUUAUGUCUGGGUAUGGUGAUCACCGGGAUCGAGGUUAUGAUAACCGCGAGCGGCGUGAUCGAGGGCGCGAUGGACAGGAUUAUAGAGAGGGUGGUUAUGAGCGGGAAUCACGCCGUUGCCCGAUUCGGUGUUUCAAUUGUGACGAGCUGGGGCAUUAUGCUAACCAGUGCACUCAGCCAAGGCGACAACGUGUAUCUCGACCAUCGUCUUCAACGGAUUCGCGGGGCGAUCGAAGUCAAGGCAAGCGCUCUACCUCCGGUGAACUGUUGGAGUCAAAGGUGGCCGAGAUCAGCAAGAGCGUGGCAGCGGUCUGCCAAUACGUUGAAAUCGAACAACAGAAGAAAGCUAUGAAGGAACGGAGGAAGAUGGAGAAGAAGGAGGCAGAAGAACGUGCGGAAGCGGAGCACGCUGAAGCGGAAUUGAAGCGCAAGAAGAAGGAGGAGAAGUUGCGUCGUGAUGCUGAGAAAUUUGAAGAGGUGAAUAAGCACCUGGAUAUUAAGGUCGCUUUGCGUGUCGGAGAGCUGCGUGAAGACGUUCAAGAGGAUGUGCGCUUUGAGAUUCGUGAGACGAGCAACGAGCUGUGCAGGACGGUGGCACGUGGUAAACAGAAGGCGAUCCCACUUCCGGGAUCUGAUCAAGAAAGCGGUGCUAGUGGUAGUGACACCGAGGAGAUCAGUGAACGUACACGUAAGCUGUGCAUAUCGCAGAAGCAUAAAAGAGGCCCUGGACCGGUCUUUGAAGGAAGUCCUCCGAUGAAGCAACCUCCUAGGCGGACACCGAGGAAAGUGACGAAGCCUGCGAAGUUGACCGAACGCCUUACGCGCGCCAAAGCAAAAAGACAAGAAAAUAUGCCUACGCCAAAGAAGACUCCCCCAUCGAUUCGAAAGAAGGCCGAUGUGGCUGGGCUUGGAGCUGUCAAACGCUUGAGAUUCAAGAAAAAGAUUAUGAACGAUCUCAAAGGUCUUGAUGCUCUGGUGCUGCAGAACAUCUGCAGGGAUGAGGAUAUCACUUACAAUGGUAAGUUUGAGUCUAUUUUCGAUAUUGCUGUGCAUCGUGCGCAACUCGCCUUUGGACCUGAGAGCGAUGAAGCUGCGUCUGCCGAACCUGAUGACGUCAGUACCGAUGUGGUUGAGGAGACGACGCAGAGCACUGAGGGGUGAUGCAUUUUCAGUAUUGCUGAUCUUUGGGAUAUUGUCAGUAGCUU
Chara braunii is the source of this 2021-nucleotide messenger RNA. The record is from the annotation of a GenBank genome assembly. NCBI's taxonomy places the organism in Eukaryota, Viridiplantae, Streptophyta, Charophyceae, Charales, Characeae.